Cetraspora pellucida is the source of this 462-nucleotide messenger RNA. The record is from the annotation of a GenBank genome assembly. Lineage: Eukaryota; Fungi; Glomeromycota; Glomeromycetes; Diversisporales; Gigasporaceae.
GAAAAACUUAAAGAAAAUAGAAUAUAUAUAACAAAAGAAAAUAUCUUAUUGGUAAAAAAAAGUAACAACAACAUAGCAACUCUCAUAGAACAAAACAAUAAUACAUUCAUAUAUAAUGAAGAGGUUAUUGAAGACAAUACACUUAAUAAAGAGGUCCUCAAAAUUAGUAUAUAUAACAAAGAUAAUAACAAAACAACAAUAUAUAACAAAGAGGUUUCUGAGACUAGUACAGAUAACAAAGACAACAUAGAAACAACAACUCAAAAUGAGUCAAUGAAUAAACAAAGUGACUUUAUUUCAGAAAGAAAUACAACUUCUAAUAAUUUCACAAAUAUCAGGCCAGAACAAAAAUCUCAUACAGCUAAUUCUGUUAACAAAGAAGAAAACUUAUACUUGCAAGAUGAUAUAUUUAUUACUGACAGUGUGAGCUUACAAGAAAAUAAUUUAAUACAAGAAGAAUAA